Molecule: messenger RNA, 4529 nt
Organism: Magallana angulata
Lineage: Eukaryota; Metazoa; Mollusca; Bivalvia; Ostreida; Ostreidae
Product: MAP kinase-activated protein kinase 2-like
Exons: 12
Coding region: 106-1236 (376 amino acids)
Biological process (GO): protein autophosphorylation; peptidyl-serine phosphorylation; intracellular signal transduction
Cellular component (GO): cytoplasm; nucleus
Molecular function (GO): calcium-dependent protein serine/threonine kinase activity; ATP binding; calmodulin binding
Source: RefSeq, a predicted model, not a curated record
UUUAAAAAUACGUGUUUUCUUUCAAUUAGGUGUGAAAUACUUUUGUUUAUGAGAGGAAUUUUGUAUGUGUUUGGUUAUUAAAGAAUUAGUGACACCACUCUCAAGAUGCAGAGAAAUGUGGAUAAGCAUGGACAUCAGAAGCCCCGGAGACCUAUGAUGAUGGGAGAUUUUCAGACCCGAAACCUCCAGCCGAAGAAGAACCCGAUUAGUGAUGAUUAUCGCAUUACGGGGAGUGUAUUGGGUUUGGGUAUCAAUGGGAAAGUUGUGGAAUGUUUCAGCAAGACGACCAAUAGGAAAUGUGCUCUGAAGGUUUUGAGGGACAUCCCCAAAGCACGGCGAGAGGUUGAUCUACACUGGAGAGCGUCAGGAUGUCGACACAUCGUCGCCAUAUUGGAUGUGUACGAGAACGUCUACAGCGGUCAAAAGUGUCUCCUGGUUGUAAUGGAAUGCAUGGAAGGGGGUGAGCUGUUCAACAGAAUUCAAGAGCGAGCAGAUUCUGCGUUCACAGAAAGAGAGGCAGCAUCAGUAAUCACAGAUAUUGCCAAAGCCAUCCACUAUCUUCACUCUGUCAACAUAGCCCACAGAGACUUGAAGCCGGAGAAUCUUCUGUAUACAAAGAAAGGCCCAGAUGGGGUCCUGAAACUGACAGACUUUGGGUUCGCCAAAGAGAUCCACACGAUAAAAAGUCUACAGACGCCCUGUUAUACCCCAUACUAUGUGGCACCUGAGGUUCUGGGUCCAGAGAAGUACGACAGAUCCUGUGAUAUGUGGUCGCUAGGUGUUAUAAUGUAUAUAUUGUUAUGUGGAUACCCACCAUUCUAUAGUAAUCACGGGGCAGCUAUUUCACCGGGAAUGAAGAAACGAAUUAGGAAUGGACAAUACGAGUUCCCCAAUCCAGAGUGGAGCAAAGUAUCAAAAGAUGCAAAAGAUUUAAUUAGAGGACUACUUAAAACUGUGCCAGAGGAAAGGUUGUCUAUAGAAGAUGUAAUGAGAAACAAAUGGGUUGCGGACAACACAAUCGUUCCCGCGACACCUCUGUUUUCUGCAAAAAUUUUACAAGAAGAUAAAGACAUGUGGCUUGAUGUCCAGGAGGAAAUGACAAACGCACUGGCGACCAUGCGAGUGGACUACGAACAGUGUCAAAUCAAGAAUCUAGAGGACUCGGAUAACCCAAUACUGAAAAAACGCAGGCAGCAAAAACAGGAAGGGGACCAGCCCAUGGAAUUCAAAUCAUAGAUCAGCAGCAAAUCAAAUCAACUCAUCUGACUGGUUAAUAAUCAAGUUGAAUCAUGUGACUAUAAAUAGAUCCAGGAGACAUUCCAUUCAUACCCUCUAUACAUGUGUUUUACUCAAUGUUGUUUAUACCGAUGCAUUUCACAAUUUGGCCCAAGUUCUGGUGGCUAUUUAUUUUUUACCGGUUGAUUUUUGUGCGACAUUCAUUUGGAUUUUUUUCCUGCCACCUUUCUUGAUCGUUCUACUCUUUCAAUAAAUCUAACAGCAGGGUUUGUUGCAUUAAACAUCUUGCAUUUAAAACUUUUGCACAGAAGAAUUUUUUAUCAGAGUAUUGAAUAUCAGGUAAAAGUUACAAAUUUUCUGUUUUCUUAUGCUCAUUUUGUGAACCGGUACCUAAGAACAAUCAACAGGAGAAACAAAAAGAUUUUAGUCUUCUCUGAUAUCAAUUAAAUGUGCAUGUAUUUAUCAAUGUUUAUAGACAAGUUUUAUUUUUUUGUCCAAUAGCAACUUUCUUGAUUUUUAUGAAAUUUUAUUUUUGCAGCAGGCUUUAACAGCCUGAGACAUGAAGUACCAUGUAUAUGUGUGUUAUAUUUCUUAGUGUCAGCCAUUGAUCAUUAAGUUUUACUGAACUCAGUUCUAAUGAAUGUUAUAAACAUUUUCCCUCUAUCUUCCCCGCUUCUGUUUAGGAGAAACAAUGUUGGUUUAUACAUGUAUAUUUUGUGAAUUUUAUACAGGAAUUAAAUUCCAACAACUUUUCAACAUACAUGUUCCAAAGUCAAUCUAACUGGUAUUAAUUAAAAGAAAUUAACAUUAAAUUAUUGUAGCUUUCAACUUUUUUUUUCUCAGUGAUAAUAUUGAAACUGUAAAAACAAGAGUUUACUUAAUAAGCAUAUACUUUUAUUAUAACAAUUUGUGAAUCAUAUCGAUGUUAAGUUUUCCAUAUUAAUUUUGUGAAUGUGUGAUAAACAUAGAAUGAACAGUGUGCAUUCUGUAUUGAAGAGUAUGUAUUCAUAUACAAUAUACAUUAUAGAGAAGAAUUGACGUGUAGUGGACUUUUUCUUGACGACAUUUCUGACAUUUUUUUUAUGUAGCUUUUUUGAUCAUCAAAUCAUGCGAGGAUUCUAUGUACACUUUGUAUAUUUUUUUUUUUUAUCCAUUGUGUUGUGUUGUAUAUUAUUCGUAUUUUCAUUAUAAGUUGGUUAAUACAAUCCCUAUGAAGUUUAUUCUUUAAUUUUAAACAGUUGACGUAUGUAGGUGGGGGGGGGGGGGGGGGGGGGGACUUGUUAGAAAUGUUUCAUGUACCGAUACAUGUAUUUGUCCUAUGAAGCGUCAUCCACUUUUAUAAAUGUAAAUGGCGAUAAAAAAAAAAUUUCCGAACUCAAACUUUGUGUACACUGUAUUGUGUGAUAUUUAGUAUUGUGUACAAGUUACAAAUAUGAAGUAUAUUUUGUUGAAUAUAAACACUGACGAUUUUUGUUUAAUAGUGCUUCUAUCUGAUAAUUUCACAAGUGCCUUCCCUACUUCAAAACUGGAAAAGAGUUAAAAACCAUGGAAUUUAUUUAAAUGUACAUGUGCAUGAAUUUCAUGCAAAAUUAAAUCUUAGAUUUUGUUCUCUAUCAUUAAGACUGUAUACAAUGAAACUGAAAUAAAAUACUGAUUGAAAUUACUAGUAUCAUGUAUUUUAUGUAAUUUUUUUAAAGGGAGAAGAGAACAAAAAAAUAUUUUCAAAGUGAAGUACUUUAUACAUUAAAGUGUAAAAUUAUUAAUAAAAUUAUAUAUGAUAACCCAAGAAAAGUUAAUUGAGAUUUAAACAGUUUGUUUCCAAUUAGAUUUUACAAUUACUGGUUCUUAGUAUCUUAUUUCAUGUAAAUAUUAGACAAAUUGUUAAUUAAUGGAUAUGAAAAGACCUGUAUGUUAAACUAUGCACAUGUUUAGAACAUCAGGUAGCCAUCUAUUAAGAUUUUAUUUUAAAGUUUAGCAACUUUUUAUUUUCGGUUUGUAGUUGAUAUGAUAAUUUUAUGUGCUUCUUUUGUAAACAUAUCACAAUUUUGCGCAGUGUGAAUCAUAUAUAAACAGGUACAUAUGUACAUGUAUUUCACUCAAUCGAAGAGUACUGGUUCUGAUUAACAAACCAAUAUUUGUACAUAGAGCUGAAGUUUUGUAUCAUGAUGAACAAGAUUUUUUUUUUUGUCUUGUCUCAAUGAAGUCUAGCUCUGAACAAAGAAUUUACUAGAUUUUAUAUCACAUGCAAUCAGCUGUACAUGUUGCAAGCCCCAAAAAAUGUUUUCAACACAAAUUAAAAUUAACUUCCAAAGAAUUUUUUUAUUGUUUGAAUGAAAUUUCUACAAUAAUUAUAAAUUAAGAACUUUGUAACUGUGUUUUUUUUAUUUGCAUGAAUUCAAAUUUGUUCUGUACCCUUGUCAAACAUUUGUUGAUGUUGAAUGUUAUGUAUCAGUUUUCAUUCUUUUUUUCAGUCACUUCAUUUCACUUAUCAUAUCACUCACAAAUAAAUGACGUGUACAAAUGAUUAUAAUGUAGAGAUAUAAAAUUUAAAAAAAAAAAAAUUUUUGUUGGAAAAAUACCUGGCAAUGAGCGUUAUGAAUAUACAAAUGUAGUAAGAUCAAUUUCAGGUCUAGACUUGGUUGUCAGAAAGUGCAGUUGUUUAUUUGUUCUUAAACAUGAAAUGGAUUAAAAUUGGUUAUCUUGUGUGUAUUUAUGUGUAUUGCAAUAAAAACAUCCACUGAAAACCCAAAUUUUUCAACCAUGUUUAAAAAGGUGUACAUUGAAUACUCUGUCUUAACAGAAUUUAAACAUUGUGUUUUAGUGUAUGUGUUUAUUGCAAUACAAAGAAAUAAAUUUAGAUAACGAAUUUUAAUUAUUUUUUUUUUGGAAACAAAUGAUAAGCAACUGCACUUUCUGACAACCCAGCCUAUACAAGAUCAAUUUCAGAACCUUUGAUACUAUGAAUGUAUAACUGUUCAACUGGUCCAAAUGUUGGCCCAUGUUGUUUAGCAAGUGAAAUGAUUACAUGUUUUUUUCAUUUCGUUUUCAAUGAUGCAGGUAAAAACUUCAAUUUGUAGAAUUCAUUAACAAGGAAAUUGUUUCUGUAAUCCUGAAAUUAUAUUUUUUUUGUUUCUUGAAGUCAAUGUUACAUCUUUGUUAUUUUUUGAAUUUUGUUUCUUGUAGAGAAUCACAUCUGUUGGAGAAUGUUGAUUACAUUGCUGUAAAUUAUGAGUUCUUUCUUUUGAAAAAAAAAAUACCGAGACGAAAAUAAAAUUACCUAUAAUUUACAGAAA